Molecule: messenger RNA, 918 nt
Organism: Eimeria necatrix
Lineage: Eukaryota; Apicomplexa; Conoidasida; Eucoccidiorida; Eimeriidae
Product: ULK kinase, putative
Exons: 8
Coding region: 1-918 (305 amino acids)
Biological process (GO): intracellular signal transduction; peptidyl-serine phosphorylation; protein autophosphorylation
Cellular component (GO): cytoplasm; nucleus
Molecular function (GO): calcium/calmodulin-dependent protein kinase activity; calcium-dependent protein serine/threonine kinase activity; ice binding
Source: RefSeq, a predicted model, not a curated record
AUGCGAAUCGUCUUUUGUUUUAUUUUUUUGUCUUCCGUCAAAUCAGCAGCUGCUGCAGUAGCUGCAGCAGCAGCAGCAGCAGCAGCAGCUGCUGCUGCUGCUGCAGCAGCAGCAGUAGAAGCAGCUGCGACAGCAACACCUACAGCAGCAGCAUCUGCUGCAGCAGCAGCAACUGCGGCUCUAGCAGCAGCAGCAGCUGCAGCAGCAGCAACAGUGAAAGCAACUCCAGCGGCCGCUGCAGCAACUCCAGCAGCAGCAGCAACUGCAGCAGCAGCAGCAGCAGCAGCAGCAGCAGCAGGACGACAUCCCAGCAUAAUUAGCUUUUAUGGAAGCCACGAAGAUGAAAAAUACUAUUACGGGGUUUUUGAACUUUGCGGGGGAAGAAAUCUCUUUGGCGAAAUUUGCCGUUGGAAUUCUUUUUCGGAAUUUGAAGCUGUUGGACUUGUGAAACAAAUGCUGUCCGCCGUUAAGUACAUGCACGAGAAUGGCUUUGUACACAGAGACAUAAAAGCGGAAAACUUCAUGUUUCGAAAUGAAUUGGAAUUAUCUUCUUUGCUAAUGAUUGAUUUUGGAUUAGCGACAAAAAUUGCAAAAGGAGAAACCCUAGACGUUGUUUGCGGCAGCCCCAGAUACAUUGCCCCCGAAGUCCUCAAGAGAAGUUAUAGUGAAAAGUGCGACUUGUGGUCUUUGGGGGUUAUUGUCUAUUUGCUGCUUUUUGGAUUUCAUCCUUUUGGAGAUUGGAAAGGAGCUUCUUUCGAGGACAUUGCAGCGACGGAGUUUCUUAAGGGGCUUUUAACCAGAGACCUUAGGAGACGCCUUUCUGCAGCAGAUGCACUGAAGCACCCCUGGCUGGCAGCAGACAGCGCCGUGCUGCAGCAAACUCUGGUAGACCCCGCAGUCAGGGCCAUGGCGAAGUAA